GGACAAUUUAAUGGAUUUUAUUAAGUGACUUGACCCAUCCCGAAAUUCUCAAUAAACCCCAACUGCCGUUUUAUCCUUCCCACUUUUCAUAGUGCUCCCCUCUACUCUCUCCUUCCACAAAAGCAGUGAGUGAUAAAAGUUCCAAUGCUUGGUUGUUCGGGUUAAUACGAAGAUAACUUCUUUGUGAGUUCUUGGACUAUAGAGUUCGUGAUCAUGUCAUUCACAACUUCUAUGUAUCAUGGCGGAUGCCCACUAGAACAAGCCAAGACUACAGGAUGCUUAGCAUCCGCUCAACUUAGUAAUUUCAUACUUUUUCCGAACCUUGUUUAUUCAAAUUGGAAAUGCUCAAAACCUAGAUUUUAUCAGGCCCGAAAUGGGGGCUGUAGAAUCAUUUUCAUGGACAAAGGGUGUAGGCAACAGCUUAGGGUCCGAAGUUCAGAGAGCGGAUUUGAGGCACUGGAUGUUGAGGUGCAAGAUGAUGGGGAGCUUGAUGGACCUCAAAAGAGGUUUAGGGAAAGAGGAGACGAGAAAGAUUACGACCGAGACCCAGAAUUUGCUGAAAUUCUUGGAAGCUGCCUCGAUGACCCGGAUAAGGCUCAGUCCAAAAUGGAAGAAAGGUUGAGGAAGAAAAGGAACAAAAUACUGCAUACAAAAACUGGUUCCGGCUCACCCAUGAAAGUCACUUUCAACAAAUUUGAUUUCUCUAAUUCAUAUAUAUGGUUCGAGUUUUACAAUCCCCCGCUGCAGAAAGAUGUUUCUUUGAUUUGUGAUGUGAUCCGAUCUUGGCAUAUAAUUGGACGUCUUGGUGGUUGCAAUUCAUUGAAUAUGCAGUUAUCACAAUCCCCGUUCGACAAAAGACUAAGUUAUGACGCUAUUGAAGGAGCAAAUGUUGAUCCAACCACCUUUUAUAACAUUGGGGAUCUUGAGAUUCAAGACAAUGUAGCAAGAAUAUGGGUUGAUAUUGGGACGAGUGAAUCACUGUUGCUAGAUGUCCUAUUGAAUGCAUUGACACAGAUAAGCUCUGAUUUUGUUGGCAUAAAACAAGUAGUGUUUGGUGGAUCUGAAUUCGAGAAUUGGAAGGAAAUCUUCACAGUAGAAGAUCCUGGUUGUAGUGUGCACAAGAUUUAAUAAGCAAAGUCAACCAUAUCUAGGAGGAGCUCAUCAUAAUUCAUAACAGUUGUUUGUGAUGAUUGAUCUUACGAAUUAAGAGAAGCCGGGGGGCAAUAAGGCGCCUUGCAUUUGGAACUCUUGGCAUGGGAGGAGUGGUGAUUAUUAUGACAAUGGAGUGGAUCUUCCUUCAACCAUGUUGCCUGUCAUAUCGUGGAUCAAAUUGAAAAGAGAGCUGUUUCUAUGUCAUCGACAACAAAGAUGACGGUACACCGGGUCAGACAACAGUUACUUAUAGAGUUAGAAAUUUCUGUUUGUGGUAUUAUCCAAGCAAUGAAAUCAACGGUUGUUUCAAGUUUUUUAGCAUAAAGGAAUUGGAGUUUCCUACCAUUCAUUUGUUCUUAUUUCUGCAAGUACACCACUAGUGGUUUUUAGAAUCUCACCUGAUUAUUACAUAAAUGAAAUUAUUUUAUCGCUUAAAACUUUAAAA
Spinacia oleracea (spinach) is the source of this 1597-nucleotide messenger RNA. RefSeq lists its product as uncharacterized. The record is from RefSeq and is a predicted model, not a curated record. The transcript is spliced from 8 exons. Bases 214 to 1128 code for a protein of 304 amino acids. NCBI's taxonomy places the organism in Eukaryota, Viridiplantae, Streptophyta, Magnoliopsida, Caryophyllales, Amaranthaceae.